AUGGGGGCUCUCACGCCAUCAGCCAGCUCUUCUGGUCAAUCUGGCGACUCUUCCGCCAGCCAACACAAAAGGAGUAGCAGCAGUUUCUAUUCCGAUGGAUCGUCCGACGUUGGUGGAUCGCGGCCACCCGCCCCCGUACGCCGGUCACUUUUACCUGGCAUUCGUCGCCAUCCAACUAGGAAAAUCAAGCUCGGCCAAGGCAAUGUGUUAAGCGCAGACUACCCGGUACCAAGCGCGAUCCAGAACGCCGUGCAGAAACAGUAUCGGGAAUCGGCAGAAAAUGCCGAGGAAUUCACCCACUUACGAUACACGGCUGCAACAUGCGACCCGGACGAAUUUGUAAUGCGAAAUGGAUACAAUCUGCGCCCUACGAUGUAUAAUCGCCAUACUGAAUUACUCAUCGCAAUCACCUACCGGAGCGAGAAUAAAGUGCUGACGGCAAGGACUCUGCACGGCGUGACCCAAAAUAUUCGCGAUAUUGUCAAUCUCAAAAAAUCAGAGUUCUGGAAUCAGGGUGGGCCUGCUUGGCAGAAGAUCGUUGUCUGUCUGGUUUUCGAUGGAAUUGAUCCUUGCGAUAAAAACACCCUCGAUGUCCUGGCGACAAUUGGGGUUUACCAAGACGGAAUCAUGAAGCGAUCUGUUGAUGGGAGAGAAACUACCGCUCACAUCUUCGAAUAUACCACACAACUUUCUGUCACGUCAAAACAGGCUCUAGUUCGGCCGAACGGUGAUGAAAUGACAAAUUCUCCACCAGUCCAGAUGAUAUUCUGCUUGAAACAGCAAAGCAGUAACAAAAUCAACUCACAUCGAUGGAUAUUCAACUCAUUUUCCCGUAUGCUGAAUCCGGAGGUUGUGGUUUUGCUGGAUGCCGGUACAAAGCCCUGCAAGGAAUCAUUUUUGAUGCUGUGGCAGUCAUUCUAUAACGACGAAAAUCUAGGCGGGGCUUGCGGCGAAGUGCACCCCAUCAUGAGCAAGACGAGUUUUAUCAACCCAUUCGUUGCAGCUCAAAAUUUCGAGAUGAAGAAAUCGAAUAUUCUGGAAAAACCACUGGAAAGCAUCCUUGGCCAAGUUUCUCUUGGAGAGUUUUCUGCAUAUCGGUAUCGGGCCAUCAUGGGUCGGCCGUUGGAACAAUAUUUUCACGGUGACCUAACGCUUUCGAAGAAGCUAGGCAGGAAAGGCUUCGACGAAAUGAGCAUUUUUAAGAAAAAUAUGUUCUUCGCAGGUGAUCGGAUCUUGUCAUUUGAGUUGGUCGCCAAGGCUGGAUUCAAUUGGCGCUUGGCCUUCGUCAAAGGGGCGAGAGGCGAGGCUGAGGUGCCGAGAGAUUUUGCAGGUUUUAUCAAUUCCAGACGUCAAUGGCUCAAUGGCUCAUUUGCUGCGAAUCUGUAUGCAUUCAUCCAUUUCGGUCGGACUUACCAAAAGCGGACAGAGUAUCCUUCAGAUGGCUCUUCUUCAUCUUCAAAUGGUGUACAAAUUUGUGCAAAUUGUGCUCUCUUGGUUCUCAUUGGGUAUGUUUAUUUCGUGCACAACUUCCGUAACGAUAUCCCACUGACAAUUUUUAGCUUCUUUCUGGUUGAUAACCUCGAUCAUUAUGGGCGUCCGUGGCCGUUUGGCAAUGAGGCUUCUCUGAUCGUGAAUGACUUUCUCAAAUACGGCUAUGUGUUACUAUUGGGCAUCCAAUUUAUUUUGUCUCUUGGAAAUCGCCCCAAAGGGCAAGUUGAUUUCAUCCUCAUGUCUGGUCUAGCGUACACAGUCUCAUUCCUCUACUUCCCCGUGAUCCAGAUAUACACCGCAGUUCUGGCAUUUUAUCUCGUCAGCCAGGCCACGACAAAGGUAUCAUUCGAUAUUGUGAUCGAUGAGGAUGACAUGCUAUCUGCUGCUUCUCAUAAUUUGGGAUCGACCAUGAUUUUAAUCACGUUGGUUGCUACUUACGGUGUACAUUUUGUGGCGAGCUUACUUUAUCUGGACCCCUGGCAUGUGGUAACCUCUUUUUGGGCUUACUUCGCGGGAACGACAUGUGGGUCCAAUAUUUUAAUGGUAUACGCGUUUUGCAACUGGCAUGACGUCUCCAUUGGCACAAAACCUGUCGAUAAGAGCAAGAACCUGCCGGAGGCGCAAACAAAGAGAGAUGAGAAGUCGAGGUUUAUCGAGGAAAUGGAACGACCGCAAGUUGAUAUUGACAGCCUCUUCCAUGCAACCGUCAAGCGAGCUUUGGCAACAUUCGAAGAACCACCUGAAUCAGAGGACAAAGACGCGGAUGAUAUUUAUAAAGCUUUCCGGACAUAUCUCGUGGCUUUGUGGGUUUUCAGUAACUUAAUAAUGGUGCUUUGCAUUAUGAGCACGGGAAUUUCCCAAUUCUGUCUUUUGACAUUACCGGAUAGACGGAUGUGGAAUUAUCUCUUGGCUGUUGUAUGGGGUACCGUUGGGCUUUCACUCUUCCGUUUUGCCGGUUCGCUCUUUUUCUUGGCCAAGACUACUCUUUGGAGAUGCGUCGAGCGAAGGUAG
This is a messenger RNA of Penicillium cosmopolitanum, 2502 nucleotides long. Its product is annotated as Chitin synthase C. Gene Ontology annotation, cellular component: cell septum; cell periphery. The coding region runs from base 1 to 2502 and encodes 833 amino acids. Gene Ontology annotation, molecular function: chitin synthase activity. The transcript has 7 exons. The record is from RefSeq and is a predicted model, not a curated record. NCBI's taxonomy places the organism in Eukaryota, Fungi, Ascomycota, Eurotiomycetes, Eurotiales, Aspergillaceae.